Carica papaya (papaya) is the source of this 1146-nucleotide messenger RNA. RefSeq names its product CURVATURE THYLAKOID 1D-like protein. Gene Ontology annotation, cellular component: thylakoid; chloroplast thylakoid membrane. NCBI's taxonomy places the organism in Eukaryota, Viridiplantae, Streptophyta, Magnoliopsida, Brassicales, Caricaceae. The record is from RefSeq and is a predicted model, not a curated record.
GCGCCCCAUUUCAUUUUUCUCACUGUCAGCUGCCGCAGCUCUCUCUCACUAGCCUUCUAAAAUGGAGCCCUGCGCAGCACCCGCAAUUCCAAAUCUACCAAAGGCCAGCAAGUCUCUUAGAUUUCUUGACACUAACCCUAACAAUCUCGUUCGCUUCAGUGCCGUUCUCCCACUCAAUCGAGCUCCGAACUAUCGUGGCCUUCGCUCUCGAAUCAGCUAUUUUGCUACCUCAUUGCCAAGAGCAACAGCUUCUGAAGAAACAUCAUAUGGAUCAAAUCAAUAUGUUGGGGAAAAAAGUGACACGGCAAUAGCUGUUGAAGAUGUUCCAUCAGCUGAGAAGAAUGGAUACAAUGAAACUUUGCUGAAAGACACACCUAAAGAGGAGUCCCCUGCGGAUGAUCAAGAGCAGACCUCUGAGUUCUUGGAUAACCUUAAUAAGCUAGACUCUGAAGGAGCAUAUUCAAUCAUUCUAUCUGGAAGUGCUGCCUUUGCUGGAGUAUGGUUGGCUUCAGCACUUGUCGGUGCUAUAGAUUCUAUUCCGCUGUUUCCCAAGUUGAUGGAAGUUGUCGGUCUGGGCUACACAUUCUGGUUCAGCACUCGCUAUCUUCUUUUCAAGAAAAAUAGGGAUGAAUUGGCAGCCAAGAUAGAAGAGCUCAAGCAGCAGGUUCUUGGGUCAGAUGAUUGAUUGAUUUGCAAGGAAAAUUCUGUACGGCGAUGUUGAGUAUUCCAUACAGUUCAUACUUAGGCGGGUACAAUAUAAAAUCUGUUAAUAUUCAGAGUAGUGAAAAGCAAGCUUUUGUAUUCUUUUGGGAUUGAGCCCCCAGUUAAUUACAAGUCAUCACAGUUUGUCUGAUGGUGGAUUUUGUCAUGAAUUCAGUAUUUACCAUCUUAAGCAAAUAGCCUGAUGCAUCAUUUUCUUCAUACAUGUAUAUGUAUAUAUAUAUAUAUAUAUAUAUGUGGUUAAAGAAGCAGUCCAUGUGCUAACGACGUCGUUAAAGGCAGUCUGUCUGUUUUCCUACUGACAAAGACUCAAACCAAGCAGGCAGAUGUGUUGAAGAAUCUCAAUCUAUGGUUUCAUGUUCCUAAAGUACUGUCUGUCACUAUUAUGUUUUAAAUUCUAAAUAUUUCCAGCUAACAUAAAAGCAA